This is a messenger RNA of Cladophialophora bantiana CBS 173.52, 2304 nucleotides long. RefSeq lists its product as uncharacterized. Gene Ontology annotation, molecular function: RNA polymerase II cis-regulatory region sequence-specific DNA binding; DNA-binding transcription factor activity, RNA polymerase II-specific; zinc ion binding. Gene Ontology annotation, cellular component: nucleus. The transcript has 2 exons. The record is from RefSeq and is a predicted model, not a curated record. Lineage: Eukaryota; Fungi; Ascomycota; Eurotiomycetes; Chaetothyriales; Herpotrichiellaceae. Gene Ontology annotation, biological process: positive regulation of transcription from RNA polymerase II promoter by galactose; DNA-templated transcription. The coding region runs from base 1 to 2304 and encodes 767 amino acids.
AUGCAGCCCGGCAGCGGAACUAUGCAAUCGGCUAGAGUCAAGAGGCAGAAAGUGAAUGUCGCAUGCCAUCCGUGUCGCCUCCGGAAGACGAAGUGCGAUGGACGCGGACCUGUGUGCCAGCCCUGCCAGAAAAAGGGCGGAACUGGUCUAACAUGUACCUGGCAAACCAGUAUUGCGCGUACGCUUCAGCCUCCAUCAAUACAGCACGCCGAAAGAGUUGAUACUCGACCUCCGCUGCCACCUCCGGCCGCUCCGCUCGAGAGUGUUUGGCCACAAGGCACACCCGCACCUCGAGAGCCACAUACCUACCCGACAAAGCCUACUAUCUAUCCGUCCACUUUUUCUCACCAGUCUCACUCGCUAUCUGUAGCAAGUCCUCAGCCACGUGGCGCCGGCGAGGGUGAUUUUACAGGACUGCACGAGCGCCAAGAUUCUGCCGUGAUACUGCCGCAGGUAUCCCCUUCGGAACAGUCAGUUCAUGCUAUUAUCGGCGCCGCCUUGGAAGACGAUGGUGGGGCAGGUUUCUUUGGCAGUUCCAGCGCUGGAACCUUUAUGCAAAGUGUGAAGAAGAUGAUUCAGCAAAAAGUUAGCGGUGCGACACAACCGGACAUUCAAUCUUCGAACCAACACCCGCAAGGUCGAUAUUUGCCAGCUUCCGGCAAUACCAAUAUCACGCACAAACAGUUUGACUAUGUUCUACCUCCUCGACGCAGGGCAGAUACUUUGAUUUCUGUCUAUUGGAAGUAUGUUCAUGUCCUCUACCCUUAUUUGGACAAAAUCCAGGUCCAGGAGGAUUACGAAAAGCUGUGGAAAGGGGACGACGGAUCGAUAGAGGAUGAGCGGUCGUACAUGUGCUUACUUAACACCAUAUUUGCCCUGUCCAGUCAGCUUGACGAGUCAACACCGGUCGAGGAGCGAGAGCACUUUGCUCACACUUACUACACUAGAGCCAGAAACCUGCUGGAUAUUGUGGAGGGCGGAUCUGUACGCUCUGUGCAGUCUUUCUUGCUUCUGGGGCAAUACUUCCAGAGUACCAACGAACCCCAUCCAUGUUGGAUGUUUGUAGGACUUGGUAUACGCACAGCACAAAGCCUUGGGCUUCAUUUGCCCGAAACCAGCGAAGGUGCCGUUGAUAUCCGGACACGAGAGCUCUUACGGAGGGUGUGGCAUGGAUGUAUUCUUAUGGACAGGGUUGUUUGCAUGACUUAUGGUCGCCCUUGCAUGAUAGGUCCGAAAGCGGCUAUUACGGUACCUCUUCCCUUACCGAUCGAGGAGGACGAGCUCAUGUGUGGGGCUGCCCAAGAGCGUCCGGCGCAACUGCAGCGAUCUUGUGCAGCGGAGUUCUACGUCUACUCCCUCAAAUUGUACGCGAUUUUACACGAUGUGUUAUUUAACUUCUACUCGGUCAAUUUUCAACAAACUCGUCCACUGGAUGCUGACAAGUACUUCGGGUCCUUGAGCGAAGGGCAAUCCUCAGUCUUCGAGAUUGAGCACAGACUCUUCAAAUGGGAAAACAGCAUCUCGGACCACUUGAAAAUUGCUUCAAAACCUCAAGAUGAUGAGCUAGGAUCCCAACUGUAUCGCCAAGCUGUCAUCCUACAUCAAAGGCAACUGCAUGUUCGCUUGUUACUCCUGAGACCUGUUCUGUCGAGUUUUAUCACCACCGAGUUCUACAACGGAGAUCGAUCCGUUCCCUUGGCAAGUGAGCUAUCUCAUAGAACAUUUUUACAAUGUGCAAUUAUCUGCGUCAGCGUGGCGCUAAAAGCUAUCGACACAAUCUAUCAAGGAAGAGGCCACAAUGCUGGCGACAUCGGAAGUCUUGCAGCGUGGUGGUAUAAUGUCCUUUACUUAUACACGUCAGCAACGGUUCUCAUUGCCGCUCGCCUCAGCCCUGCGAUCAUGGUUGAUGUUUCCGAAGAGUCAAUUCUUGAUGGCUGGCGUAAGGCGAUGGAAGUUCUCGACUGGUACAGCCCGUUUGGGACAUCCAUAAAACGUCUGACGACGACUCUGCGCCUCCUAUUCGACGCUGUACCACAGCAAUAUUCUCGCUUUAAGGGCAACUCCCGAGGGUUCCUGCCAGAUACGUUAUCAGCUACCCGAAAUCUCGACCAAGGCUCGCCAUCCAUGCCAUCAUUGCGCCCACUAGAACCAACCAAUAUUGUCGCAAUGCCUGUGGCAGAGACUGCGGACGCUUUACCGCAAGAUGAUACUCGUACUUUUUCUAGCGAAUGUUUUCUCGAUUUUGACACGGUAUUUGACCCCAACGAUCUUUCUUGGCUUAUGACCAUUCCGCUCGACGGUUAA